Pichia kudriavzevii is the source of this 474-nucleotide messenger RNA. RefSeq lists its product as uncharacterized. Lineage: Eukaryota; Fungi; Ascomycota; Pichiomycetes; Pichiales; Pichiaceae. The coding region runs from base 1 to 474 and encodes 157 amino acids. The record is from RefSeq and is a predicted model, not a curated record. The transcript has a single exon.
AUGCAGGAGAACAACCAUGGAGGCAGUGGCAGUAGUAGCGGCAGUUUAGGGCACGAGACGCUCUACGAGGCCGUGAACCAUUUCAACGGACGCGAGGUGCAGGCACUGCUGGCAGCCAACUUCAACGAAUACGUAAAGGUUGCAGAGACCUACACCGAGGGUGUCUUCAAAAGAGGAGGUGUUCGACAAGGCGGAGACGACGACGUAGACGGGGGGUUUACGACGGUUUCCAGUGGGAACCACAACAAUGGAAAUGCGGGUACCAAUGGACGUGGACGGGACCUAUUGGGAGAGUUGAGCAAGAGCAUGGACCAUCUUUCCCGAGGCACCGGUAGUGGAUACCGAGGACGUGGACAUAAUAACAACAAUAACAACAACAACAAUACUAAUACUACUAUUAAUAAUAAUAAUAAUAAUAAUAAUAAUAAUAAUAGCAAUAGUACCAAUAGUACCAAUAAUAACCGUUAUAGAUGA